AUGUCUAACCCAGACGUUGAUGUGGUGGAGUCACCUACUACGUGUAGUAGAGACAGCUCCAGCGCGGUCCUCAUAAACCUGAAAGAUGAGGGUCCCGGCGGCGAUGUUGAUUCGACAUUUCUCGACAACGACCCCCCAUGUAUCGUGGGGAUGGCGUGCCGUCUUCCCGGGGAUAUCCGCUGCCCCUCCGAUCUCUGGGGUUUCCUAGCCGAGCAGAAGUCGGCUCAAGGACCUGUCCCGCCGGAGAGGUACAACAUCGACGGCUUCUACGACCCUCAGGGGAGCCGAAGCGGAACAACCAAUGUGCCCGGCGGGUAUUUUAUAAAAGAGGACAUCCGCCAGUUCGACAACGCCUUUUUCGGCAUCAAUAAUCUGGAGGCUACAUAUAUGGAUCCCCAGCAGCGUAAGCUACUGGAGGUCGUAUAUGAGUGCCUCGCGAGUGCUGGAACGUCCAUGGAGAGCGUGGCUGGUUCCAAUACCGGCGUUUAUGUCGCUAACUUCUCCGUUGAUUACCAACCCAUGCUAACUCGCGAUCCGGAUUAUUUGCACCGAUACGUUGCUACCGGUUCAGGAGCCACCAUAAUGUCAAAUAGGAUCAGCCACGUUUUCAAUCUCCACGGACCGAGUUUUACCAUAGACACUGCGUGUUCAUCAUCCCUCUAUGCCCUCCACCAAGCCUUAAAUGCCAUGAGGAUGGAUGAUUGUGAUAGCGUUAUUGUGGCUAGCUGCAAUAUGAUCAUGUCCCCCGAGCUUCAUAUUGCUGCAGCCAAAAGCGGGGUUCUCUCACCCACGGGAACAUGCCAUACUUUCGAUGCCUCAGCUGAUGGAUAUGGCCGUGCCGAGGGCGUCAACGCCAUUUACGUAAAACGCCUAUCCGAUGCCCUUAGGGACGGGAAUCCCAUCAGGGCAAUUAUACGCGGGAGUGCUGUAAACGCGAGCGGGAAAACGCCCGGGAUUUCACAGCCUAGUGGGAAGCUGCAAGAGGCGGUCAUGCGCAAGGCGUACCAGAACGCCGGCCUAGACCGCGCCGACACUGACUAUGUCGAAUGCCAUGGGACUGGCACUCCAGUUGGUGAUCCUAUAGAGGUCGAUGCCAUCGGGAAAUGUUUUGCGCGACCUGAAGGACCUCCGCUUCUCAUCGGAUCAGUAAAAACAAAUGUCGGACAUAGUGAGGGAGCCAGUGGUCUCACUUCUAUACUCAAGGUCGUCCAAGCCUUUGAGAAUAAUAAGAUCCCGCCAUCGCGAGGGAUAGUCAUGCUGAAUCCCAAACUCAAUCUAGCAGAACACAACUUAGUAGUUGGCAAGAAGUUGGAAGAGUGGCCGCGAGCGCUUCGUCGCGCUAGCAUCAACUCUUUCGGGUACGGUGGCGCCAACGCCCACCUUAUUCUCGAGUCCACAGAGAGUUAUCUCGGCUACGAUUACUCAGCGAAACAAGAGUGCCAAAUCAAUGACUUGGCCGCGAAAGAUGAACAGAAGCUUCUAGUUUUGCCUGUGUCAGCGGCGUCUCCCAACUCGCUAGAUACACUUGUUCAGCAAAUAUCCGAAAGAGUAACACAGGUCCGCGAUAAGGAGACAAUCCAGAAUUUAGCGUAUACACUCGCCAAAGGCCGAGACUACCUACGGCACAAAAGUUUUCUUUUAGUUGACCAUCAAGAUGGUUGUGGGAAGCUCGUCCCCGUAACGACAGAUGGAGCUACUCCGACAGGCACUGCCAAUUUGCUGCCGCUUGGCUUUGUAUUUACUGGACAAGGAGCACAAUACGUUGGUAUGGCUAAAGAGCUGAUGCUUGAGAGUCAACAUUUUCGCAAUACGAUCCGUCGUCUUGACAGCGUGCUUUGCACUCUAGCCCCGCCUCAUGCGCCAGACUGGACACUUGAACAGACGUUGCUGAACGACAAAGACGUUCGUAUCAACGAAGCGAUCCGCAGCCAACCAAUUUGCACUGCUGUCCAAAUAGCACUUGUCGACCUGUUGCACAGCUGGGGCGUUCGUUUUACGUCAGUGGUUGGUCACUCGUCAGGCGAGAUCGCCGCAGCCUAUGCCGCUGGUUUCCUUACUUCCUCACAAGCUAUUCUAGUAGCUUACUUCCGUGGCUAUGCCGUAAGCAAGUUACUCUGUAAGGGGGCCAUGAUGGCGGUUGCUUUAAAUCCCGAGGCAGCCAAGUCGCUCAUUAAGAGCAAAGGGCUAGAGUCACAAGUCUGUGUUGCGUGUACUAACACACCUGAAAAUGUGACGUUGAGUGGGACUCCGGAUGGAAUCGAAACCCUCGGCCAGGAACUACAAGGCCAGAAUAAGUUUGCCCGAAAGCUAGAGACGGGCGGUCGCGCUUAUCAUUCCAAUAUGAUGAAAGAAAUAGGGUACUUAUAUGAGGAGCUUCUCACACCGUUAUUCGAUAGCAAGCUGCGCGGGAAUGGCAGCAGUAACGACACGGUAGCUUCGGUGUUUAGCGCAAAAAUGUAUUCCUCCGUGGGCCAUAGCCAUAACAGUCUCGGUGGUAUAAACAGUCAAACAUACAUGCCAGCGUAUUGGAGAAAGAAUCUAGAACAGCCAGUCCAGUUCGCAGCCGCACUCACGAACUUGGUGGUGGGGGGUGACAACGCUGUCCAUUUGAUAGAGAUAGGCCCUCACGCGGCACUCAAGGGGCCCAUCAAACAGAUCCGGAAAUCGCUUGGGCUAGACGAAAAGUCACUUCCCUACUCUUCGACGCUAGUCAGAAACCAAGAUUCUGUAUUCAGCAUGAAGCUGCUAGCCGGCACGCUGUUUACAUAUGGUUGUCAGACGAUGAACUGGGAUGUGGUUAACGGACUCCCCGAAUCAGGCUCAAGAAUCCUUUACGAUCUCGCACCAUACCCAUGGGAUUAUUCAGAGGGGCUGCUGUGGAGUGAACCGCGGGCCAGUUUUGAGAUGAGGAACCGGAAGUACUUACGUCACGAACUCCUCGGCACACUAGCGCUCACGGGUAACGGCAUCGACUUCACGUGGCGUAACCUCCUACGCCUAAACGAAACACCGUGGCUUCGAGACCACAGGUUAGAAGAUCAAAUCGUCUUCCCAGCUGCUGGAUACAUGGCGCUUGCCAUCGAGGCCGUGUCGCAAAUUACAGGCGUUAAGAAUAAGCCGGCGAUUCAGCUUGCCUUCGAGUUUCGCAACGUCAGUUUCAUCGCUGCCCUCAACGUACCCGACGAGGAUAGAGACGUUUAUUCCGCGGCUAAGGACGUAGAAUUGCAUACCACUAUGUCCGCACGUAAGAUAUCCAAUGCCAACAGCUCGGCCGACUGGCACGACUUUUCUGUCUCAUCAUGGUUGGCUGGUCGUACCACAGUGCAUUGUACGGGGAGCAUUCGUUUGACCUCCCCACGCCGAGGCGCUGGGGUAGAUGACAGUGUUACCUUGCAGAAUACAAACGGCUUCGAUACCUGGUCUAUGAGUAGAUGGUACACCAAAUGGCACCAAGAAGGACUGUGCUUUGGUCCACACUUCCAAUCCCUGACGAGUUUGCGAACUGACGGUAGUCGAAGUCGGCGCGAGGCUAUUGGGACUACGAAGUUGCAGCCUCCCAUUGCAGCAGGCGGCAAUGGCUACCCCGUACACCCUAUUACCAUAGAUGCAGCCCUCCAGGCAGCGAUUCUCAGUACGACAGCAGGACUAGUGCCUGCGUUAAAAACCUGGCUCCCCGUUUUUAUUGCGGAGUGUAGAAUCCAGCCUGUACAAGGGGCGCUCACAACGGACGUGAACGGCGAGUAUCAACCCGAGGCCGAGGCCGACAGCACGAUCCACGCGUGUUCUGAGGAGACGGGUCUCUCUAGCAGAAGGAUCGAUGGUACGCUUCGAGGUUUCCAUGGAAUGCCUAUAGUUGACUUUAGAGGCGGGCGCAUCUCACUAUAUACCGGCAAGAAUACCUCCGCAGAACAACAACCAGGGGGCGUCAGCGACGGUAGCAACAGCGACCGCCAUCUUUCUCAUGUGUACACCCAGCGCCAGCCGACUCUGAGGAUACGCUGGAAACCCGACAUCCAACGCCUGCACCCAGAAGGUGAAGUUCAGCUAAGGAAUUAUAUAGCUUCCUUCAUAGACCAACAGCAUAUGGACAUGCGUGAUGACGAGAGUCUUGCUGUCAUUGGCGCCCUUUUAGAUAUUUCCGGGCAUAAGAACCCACAGAUGAGAGUCCUAGAGCUUGACGGAGACUCGUUCGGAUACAAAGCCAAACAAUGGCAGUCUAUACUGGAUAAAGACACGGCUUUCUCGCGUUGCCAGUCCUGGAAUUUUGGGAAUAUGGAUGAGGAUGGAGACAUACUAAUAAAUAGGGAUGGCUAUGAAGGCACUUUUGACGUUGCUCUGAUUCCUAGACACGAUACUUCGAAACGGGUAUGGGACCAGGCAUCUAAGCAGGUCGUCAAGUUAGUCUCCGACCAAGGCAUUAUAAUUAUGCGGAAGUCAAAAGCUGCCAUAUCGGAGUUGAAAGCCGCCGGCUUUGGCGUAUGGGAUGCCGGGAAACAGGUUCUCUUAGCCGUACGGUCACCGCAAACGACCAGUUUAACAGGGCGUAAUGUUUUGAUCAUAAGAGCUGAAAAUCCAUCAUCUGUCAUAACAGACUUCGCGAACACUUUAGCAACAUUUCUAAAGCAGAUGACCAGUAUAGCUCAUGCGAGUAUCGUCGCUCUCCGUCAACUUGAUAGCACAAAGAUCGUCGAAACGGACAUAUGCAUAUCUCUGCUAGAGGUGGAAAACGAGUUCCUAGCAACGAUGAGCUCGCAAAACAUGAAUCGCCUACGUGCCAUAACAGACACAGCGACAGAUUUACUUUGGUUCACGGGUGCAGAUAUGCUGGGCGAUAUGAUGAACCCAAAUCUAACUCUUUCUGGUGGUCUCUCGCGCGCGUUAAUGCUAGAGCAGCCAACAUUGCGAUACUCGAUUCUUGAUGUCGGCCCCCCAGAGAAGCUCGACUUCGCUACAGCCUGUAAAAACGCACUGGCAGUCUUAGUAGCCAAGUACGACAAAGACGAUUGCGAAUUUAUUGAAAAGAAAGGCCUCUUGCACAUCAGCAGGUAUGGACCCGAUUUUCAAACCAAUGUCAUUUUUCGACGGCGGUUAGGGCUGCAGGAUGAGAGACAGAUGCAGACAAUUGCAGAGGCAAAGCGGGCACGACUAUCGGUUGGUCGAGUCGGGGCGAUGGACACGUUAUUUUUCCAGCAGCUGUCGGAACUGGAACUGAGCCCGGAGAAGGUCAGGAUAUCUUCAGAAGACUACGUCGAUAUUGAGGUCAAGGCAGUGGGUCUCAACGCUAAGGAUGUGUAUGCAAUAGGCGGACGCGUAGACACGCGUGAUAAGACGACAGCCUUCGACUUUUCUGGUGUGGCAACAGCCGUAGGUCGCGAUGUUAAACGCGUCAAAGUGGGAGACCGCGUUGUUGCUUCUGCGCCACACCAUCUCGGGACGGCGGUACGAGUGCGGUCUGGAUCCGUGCACAAGAUGCUAGACGAGGAGCAAUUCACAGUGGUGCCAACGUUGCUGCUCGUCUACAGCACUGCUCUGUACGCCAUUAACGAGCGUGCACAUCUACGUCGCGGGGAAUCCAUUCUAAUACAUGCAGGCUCUGGCGGCCUCGGCAUUGCCGCAAUCACUCUAGCCCAGAGGAUAGGCGCUGUAGUCUACACCACCGUCGGGUCGCAGACUAAGCGCGACUACUUGAUUAACCAAUUAGGCAUCCCACCGUCGCACAUCUUCAGCUCCCGCGACUCAUUUUUCGUCCAGGCCAUAAUGCAAGCCACCGACGGCCGUGGCGUCAACGUCGUCAUCAAUUCGCUGAUCGGUGAUUUGAUGCACGAGAGCUGGCGCUGUCUAGCUGAGUUUGGGCGUUUUGUUGAGAUCGGUAAGCGUGAGCUAAUCGAUGCUGGCAAGUUGGAUAUGCGCGUGUUCCUUCGCAACGCCACCUUUACUGCCUUUGAUCUGUCCGAAUUGUUCUAUGCGAAAGACCCCUUCCAUCGCGCCAUCUGGGACAAACUGGUAGCCGAAACGCUACAGCUCUAUCGCGCCAAAGAGAUCCCGUCACUCCCCAUGAAGGUUUUCGAUGUUAGUCAAAUUGCGCAGGCGUAUCGGUAUUUCGGCAGUAAAGACAGACUAGGUAAGGUUGUUAUUUCGAUGGAGAAUCCCUGCGCCCGUAUUCCGGUCGCACUAGCUACAUAUAUGAGCGUGUUUGACGCUGAGAAAGUCUACCUCCUCGUUGGAUGUCUAGGCGGUUUAGGACGUAGUCUCAGUCGAUGGAUGAUGACACGGGGAGCCCGCCAUUUCGUCUUCCUAGGUCGUUCCGGGGCCGAUAAGCCCAGCGCACGACAGCUCGUCUCUCAGUUAGAAGAGGUCGGCGCUACCGUUAGAGUAGUACGUGGUGAUGUCUCCAAGGCUGCCGACGUAACGGCCGCAGUUUCGACCUGUGUAACUGCGGGGCAGCGCAUUGGUGGCGUCAUUCAGGCAGCCAUGGGACUCCAUGAAGCCCUAUUCACCCGCAUGCCCAAUGAAGCUUGGCAUACGGGUAUUGAUCCCAAAUGGCAAGGCACCUGGAAUUUGCACAAUGCGUUGCAGGUGCAUAUCGAGAAAGACAGACAAAACGAGCCCGACUUUUUCUUACUCACUUCGUCAGUCUCGGGGACCGUAGGUACAGCGACUGAGAGCAAUUACUGCUCAGCGAAUGGCUUCCUCGAUGCCUUUUCGCGCUGGCGUCGGUCGCGCGGCCAACCUUGCGUCUCGGUUGGCCUAGGCAUGAUCUCAGAGGUAGGAUACCUGCACGAGAACCCAGAGAUAGAGGCACUCCUACUUCGAAAGGGGAUUCAACCGCUUAACGAAGAAGAAUUCCUCCAAGUCGUUGACCUGGCGCUAGCUAGUGAGGCAGUGUGCAACCCGAAGGAAGCACAUCUACUCACUGGUCUAGAGCCAGCCGCGAUUCGCGAGUUAAGUGUUCGCGGCUUCGACGUGACUAGCCACGGCACACUAAUUGAGGCGCGCGCCGCCAUAUUGCUAGCUUCGUUGUUAGCUGAGAAGAAAGUCAUCUCAGACUCCCAAGGCGGACAGAUUUCGGUAGUGACAGCAGCACCAUGGUUCAGAAACGUGCCCGCAGCUCUAUCAGCCGCUUUUUCGCCAGAAGCUGAUGCCGAUACUAUGCUAGAGGCCAUUCUACGAUUGAUCAAGAAACGGUUCUCUAAUCUCAUUUUGAUGCCUCCAGAUCAAAUCAAUGAGAAUAAACCGUUACCCGACUUUGGUGUCGACAGCAUGAUCGCAUCCGAGUUCCGAUCUUGGUUUUGGUCGGUCUUCCAUGUCGAUAUCCCUUUCCUUGACAUUAUGAGUGCGCAAACACAUAUUAUUAAGCUAGCUGAAGUCGUUGAGGCGAAAUUGCAGGUAGCUACUAGUUAG
Molecule: messenger RNA, 7401 nt
Organism: Annulohypoxylon maeteangense
Lineage: Eukaryota; Fungi; Ascomycota; Sordariomycetes; Xylariales; Hypoxylaceae
Product: polyketide synthase
Exons: 9
Coding region: 1-7401 (2466 amino acids)
Biological process (GO): secondary metabolite biosynthetic process; fatty acid biosynthetic process
Molecular function (GO): phosphopantetheine binding; fatty acid synthase activity; oxidoreductase activity
Source: RefSeq, a predicted model, not a curated record